This is a messenger RNA of Candoia aspera, 1746 nucleotides long. RefSeq names its product G protein regulated inducer of neurite outgrowth 2 (gene GPRIN2). Gene Ontology annotation, biological process: neuron projection development. Gene Ontology annotation, cellular component: plasma membrane. The record is from RefSeq and is a predicted model, not a curated record. NCBI's taxonomy places the organism in Eukaryota, Metazoa, Chordata, Lepidosauria, Squamata, Candoiidae. The transcript has a single exon. Bases 7 to 1746 code for a protein of 579 amino acids.
UGGGCCAUGGCAAACAAAGAUCACCAGCUUCACAACCACUCCCAGGGGGCGCCCUUGAACGAUCUCGGCCGUAAUAUUCUGAGCGUCAACGGCCACCCUCUGUCAAAGAGCUCCACAGACCUAGAAGGCGUCGGGCAAGGAGGCUUUGAAGAAAGUCAGCGCAACCGACGGGGCCUCCGAAAAAGCUGCAGCAGUUCAGUCUGCCAAGCCCAGGAGAAGGGGACCGCCGUUGGAAGGAUUCCUAGCUCUCUGACCCAUUUGGAGAGCACGUCCACGGCCAGAACCACGAGCAGCUUGUCUCCACAGGACACCGCACAACCUCUCAUCAGACACAGCAGCCACGUCUUCAGGGCUGACCAGCCCCCGGCAUCUGAAGAAGGGAGGCGUUCUAGAACAGAGCUCCAAAGCAGUCCUGGCGAGAAGUUUACGCCAGCCCGUGGUGCCAGUCUCCAACAAUGGUGGGCAAUGGAGGGCCUUGGAACUGCAGUCCAGAGGAGCCUCUCUGAUCUAACGUGUAGCUGCAAGCAACCGAGUCCCACCUUCCGCAUGGAGGCAAGCGCCACGUCUCCUGCUAUAUGUCCCAACAGUAGUAACUUUGCUUCGGCGGACAAAAUGGUUAUUUCAGGACCGAGAUACGGAGUAGACACGUAUGAAGACGGCCCAGAUUUUCAAAGUCAUGUGAUUCAGAUUCCAGGUUUGUCUAGAGGCCACAACGUACCUGCUAAUACCUUUCACCAAGGUGCCACGUCACACCAUGUUGCUAUUUUUACAGACCCCAGAGCAUCUCACGCAACUGUUCUUGGUUCAAGUACACCCAGUUUCUCCAACAGGGCAAUAAAUACCCAGGGUGGAAUCGUAGAUAGCAGCUUUUCAACUGGCGUGUGCCCACCCGGAAUGGUGACCAUUCACAACGGUACUCCUCUGCCCUACAACAUCAGCCAUGCAUCUGCUGUGAGGGAAGAGGGCACCAUGCCUGCCUACUGCCAUUCCUUACCCAUACCUUCUCUUCAGUUUACCCCAAGGCUGGUAUGCCCAGUUAAUGAACCGGGCAAAGAACAAGUCAACCCUCUCCAUUGUACAUCUUUGCUUGCUACUGAAGCCUCCUCUGUGAAUAGAUCAGGUCUGGAAGCCAAGCACUUCCUGCGAUGUUGUGGUGCCCAUGGAGAAGGUGUGCUGAAUUCUCAGCCUUCCGCACAGGCAAGCAAAGCUCAGGAGGAAAUGAAGACCAUGUACGUGGUGUUGAAUAGCCACCAAGAUGGUGUACACACAGUCAUGAAGACAAAGGACACGUGGACAAUGACCUCUAUGAAUGAUAUCACGCAGGGGUUCCAGACUCCACUGGAUUGCAGAGAUGCACAAGUUCAAACCUUCCCAGCAACGGAAUGCAAGUCUGUGGCAACAAGCCCAUCUGUUCUGGCAGAAGGCCACCCCCAUGUGUUCCCAGAGAUUAGUCUGAAACCGGAGGCCGAGGGCGAAAAGUCUCCGGUGCGAGAAGUCAGGUGGGACGAUGAAGGCAUGACCUGGGAAGUCUAUGGGGCAGCUGUUGACCCCGAGGUGCUCGGUCUGGCCAUUCAGAAGCACCUUGAGAUUCAGAUAGAGCAGUUCCAGACAGAACCGGCGGAGCUUUCUGGGAGAAGCACUGAGGAACAGCCAGCUAAGGAGGAGAAAAGGAUAUCCUUUGAGAUGGUGAUGCACUGCCUGAGAAACCCAACCUGUUGUGCACGUUCCAGCUUGGCAGUGGAGUGA